CUCCUCUCAUUAUAUAAGUGUGUUAUUUUGAGUUGAGAGGAGAGGAGUCCAAUUCUAUUAAUAAUAUAUCUUUCCAUAAAUUAAGCCAAAGUUGAUAAAGAAACACAAACACAAACACAAAAACAAUGAUCUACUUUUGCGGCAACAACGUUCUUGUAAUGUUGUUUUCCCUCUGUUCAUUAUUAAUGUUUAAUAUUGUGAUAGGAUUUCCUGCACCAGGAGUUGAAGAUUAUCGCCAUUUGUUCGGUUCAUCGAGCAGAGAGGAAGUGGUGGAAAUUGCUGGCUAUGGAGAGAAGAAACUAUCAACUGUUCUCAUCACUGGUUCACUUCAUUGUGAAGCUAAUAACCAUGCAUGGCCAAUACCAGGAGCUUUGGUUGCUGUCAACUGCGAAAGUCAUGCCAGCGAGCGAAAAGGCAAAUCAAUGGUAGCAAAAGGUGUAACUGAUGAAUUUGGAGAUUUUAUGGUGGACCUCCCUUCCUACCUUCAUGCUAUUCCGAACUUGGAAAAAAUAUGCAGAGUGAAAGUUCAUCGAGUUCCAAAGGGAUUACUUUGUAGACCAGCUCGUCAUGUCAAAAAACACAAUGGAUUGUUUAAGCUCUCUACUAUUGGAAAUGGCAUCCGCACCUAUGAUGCAGGAAACAUAAAGAUCCAAGACUCAGCUUUUGAGCCACUGCGCGCACCACUACGCGAAGAUAUAGGGGAAAUUAAGGAGUAGAUUCAAAACCAACUACAACAAUAUGAGUAUGUUUGUAAGAGCACCGUGACUCACUUGGAUGGCGCUUAAGUCACAGUUUUGGGUUGCAUGGGUUUACAUCUAUUAAAAUACAUUACUAAAAUAGUCAUUGCUUUGUAUAGAUUACAAUGGCUAAAGUAAGAUCUACUUGUCUGAGAUUGUUAAAUGUAUGACUCUUGUGUAACAACCUCUAGUAUUUGGACAUAUGAAAAACCGAGACUGGUAUUGAAACUCUAGUUAAGAUUUUCAUACAGACAAAUACAAUACUUUUCAUUUUUCCAUUCACCAGUUUCUUGUAAAUUUGAUCUUUUGUAUAAUAAAAAAAGUAAUUGCUUAUGC
Messenger RNA from Trifolium pratense (red clover), 1073 nucleotides. RefSeq lists its product as uncharacterized. Lineage: Eukaryota; Viridiplantae; Streptophyta; Magnoliopsida; Fabales; Fabaceae. The transcript is spliced from 2 exons. The record is from RefSeq and is a predicted model, not a curated record. The coding region runs from base 126 to 716 and encodes 196 amino acids.